CCCCGAAGCGGGGCCGUCGACAACUCGCGAGGUGUUUGGUCGAAGUCCCGAGAGAGAAAAAGAGGGCGCGCGCGGGAGCAUGGCGACGACGGGCAAUACUGGGUGCCCGGCGCCGCCACCUGUGACCUCGAAUGGGUCAUGGGACGGCGACAAUCCCCUCCACCACGCGCUGCCGCUCAUCAUCCUGCAGAUCUGCCUGGUGGUCGUCGUCACUCGCAGCCUCGCCUUCCUCCUCCGCCCCCUCCGCCAGCCUCGCGUCAUCGCCGAGAUCAUCGGUGGAAUCUUACUUGGGCCGUCGGCUUUGGGCCGUAGCUCGAGGUUCAUGGACAAUGUUUUCCCCAAGCGGAGCUUGACGGUGCUGGACACCCUCGCCAACAUCGGCCUCAUCUUCUUCCUCUUCCUCGUCGGCCUCGAGCUCGACCUCCGAACCGUCCGCCGCACCGGAAAGGGCGCCCUCUGCAUCGCAGUCGCUGGCAUUACCCUCCCGUUCGUCCUCGGCGUCGGCACCUCCGUCGUGUUCCACUCUACCAUCGCCAAGGGAGCCCGCUAUGGCCCCUUCCUCGUCUUCAUGGGUGUCGCCCUCUCCAUCACUGCUUUUCCCGUCCUUGCCCGCAUCCUCGCGGAGCUCAAGCUCCUCACCACCGACCUCGGGCGCACGGCCAUGGCCGCUGCUGCCGUCAACGACGUCGCGGCCUGGAUCCUCCUCGCCCUCGCCAUCGCCCUCUCCGGCUCUGGCUCCCCAAUCGUCACCCUUUGGGUUCUGCUCGCCGGACUGGCCUUUGUAGCCGUCGCAGCCUUCUUCGUCCGACCGGUUCUCGCCUGGAUGGUCCGCCGUUCCCACAACGAGGGAACCAUAAAAGAGUCCUACAUCUGCGCCACCCUCGUCAUCGUCCUCGCGGCGGGAUUCACCACCGACGCGAUCGGCAUCCAUGCCCUCUUCGGGGCCUUCGUGAUAGGCGUGGUCGUGCCCAAAGACGGGCCUUUCGCUGGUGUGCUAAUCGAGAAGAUAGAGGAUCUCGUAUCCAGCCUCUUCCUUCCUCUCUAUUUCGUCUCCAGCGGCCUCAAGACCAACGUCGCCAGUAUCAGCGGCGCGCGUUCCUGGGCUCUCUGCGCCCUCGUCAUCAUCAACGCCUGCCUCGGCAAGAUCAUUGGCACCAUUGUCGCCUCCCUCAUCUCGAAGGUUCCCGUCCGAGAAGCCGUCACGCUUGGCUUCCUCAUGAACACUAAAGGCCUUGUCGAACUCAUCGUCCUCAACAUCGGCAGAGAUCGCAAGGUGCUGAAUGACGAGACGUUCGCCAUCAUGGUGCUAAUGGCACUGUUCACCACCUUCAUCACCACCCCUAUCGUUAUGACCAUCUACAAGCCGGCUCGGCGAGCGCCUCCAUACAAGCACCGGUUAGUGGAGAGGGGCGACAUGGACAGCGAGUUCCGUAUGCUCGCCUGCUUCCACGGCAGCCGCAAUAUUCCCACGAUCAUCAGCGUGGUGGAGUCCUCCCGCGGCACUGGCCGCCGCCGCCUGACUGUAUACGCCAUGCACCUCAUGGAGCUCUCCGAGCGCUCUUCCUCAAUCUCCAUGGUCCACAAAGUCCGCCGCAAUGGUCUCCCCUUCUGGAACAAGGCCAGCGGUAACUCCGACCAGGUGGUGGUCGCCUUCGAGACUUACCGCCAGCUUAGCUCCGUCACCGUUCGUCCCCUCACGGCCAUUUCAGACCUCGAAACCAUCCACGAAGACAUCGUUGCCAGCGCUCAGCAGAAGCGCGCCGCUCUCAUCGUCCUGCCCUUCCACAAGGUGCAGCAGAUGAACGGCGGGCUCGAGUCCAUUGGCCACGCCUACCGCCUUGUCAAUCAGCGAGUCCUCCAGCAUGCCCCUUGCUCCGUUGCCGUCCUCGUGGAUCGAGGCCUCGGUGGCACCACUCAGGUCGCCUCCAGCGAGAUCUCCUAUACUGUCGCGGUCCUCUUCUUUGGUGGCGCCGAUGACCGUGAGGCACUCGCCUACGGCGCGCGCAUGGGGGAGCACCCGGGGAUCGCCCUUACGGUCCUCCGCUUCUGCCCCGCGGCUGCAAAUCCAGAAGACAUCAAACAAGACGAGGCGUGCAUAGCCAAGUUCAGGGCUAUCUUGGAGUCCUCCACAGAGGCGGAGCGGUCGGCCAGGUUCGAGGAAGCGGAGGCGGCCGACAGUGCCGGGAUUAUAGCGGCCAUCAAGCGCCUUGGGCGGUUCCACCUGUUCCUCGUGGGCCGCUCUUCUUCGGCGGUUCCGCUGGCGGAGAAGAGCGAUUGCCCGGAGCUGGGCCCUGUAGGUGGCUACCUAGCCUCGUCAGAGUUCUCAACCAUUACGUCGGUUCUGGUAAUACAACGAUACGGUUCCAUGGUCGGAGCUUCGACUCUGGUGUAGGAUUUUGAUAAGCAAUGUGUAUAAUAGCCGGUGGUUAACAUGGUCUUAGUCACUUGAUGGUUAUUAUCUUUUUAUUUUAUCUUCCUAAUUGUCAAAUGAAUUGGGUAAUCUACUGUACCUGAGUACAUAUAAUCUGCAUUAUACGGAGAAAUCCUUAACAGAA
Molecule: messenger RNA, 2555 nt
Organism: Zingiber officinale
Lineage: Eukaryota; Viridiplantae; Streptophyta; Magnoliopsida; Zingiberales; Zingiberaceae
Product: cation/H(+) antiporter 19-like
Exons: 3
Coding region: 80-2392 (770 amino acids)
Biological process (GO): regulation of pH; proton transmembrane transport
Cellular component (GO): membrane; endomembrane system
Molecular function (GO): antiporter activity
Source: RefSeq, a predicted model, not a curated record